AUGUACACAUCUAACUCGGGCAUCAAAGUCAUCGUUGUCGGCGCUGGGUUCGGCGGCUUGACCGCAGCCAUCGAAUGCCACCGACAGGGACACGAUGUAGAAAUUUACGAGUCCUUUCCAGAACUGAAGGUUCUCGGGGACAUCAUCUCGUUUGGUUCAAAUGCUGGUCGGAUUUUCCAUCGUUGGGGAGACGGUGAAGUUGUCGCUAGACUUCGGCCGUUGUGCAUUGACAUCCAAGAAUACGGUUUCCGAAUUCACAAGUGGGACACCGGAGAAGUCGUCUACCAUCAGAAGAGGCCUCCUCCGAGUCCGGACGCGCCGGUGCUCAAUGGGCACAGGGGUGAGCUCCAUGAGGUGAUUUUCAAGUAUGCGCGAGACGACUUGGGUAUCCCAAUUCAUUUGGGCCAGCGCGUUUCGGAAUAUUUUGAGGAUGAGACCUCUGCUGGAAUAGUGCUCAAGGACGGCCAAAAGGUUCUGGGUGAUGUCGUUAUUGCCGCCGACGGUGUUCGAUCAAAAGCGAGGGAGCUCGUCCUCGGAUACGAGGACAAGCCCAAGAGCAGCGGUUAUGCUGUUUGGCGAGCAUGGUUCUCCAACAAGGACAUGAUUGCCGACCCCCAGACUAAGGAAUUCUGCGAGAAUGGUGACACGUUUAACGGCUGGAUUGGCCCAGACGUGCACUUUCUAUUCUCUACCAUCAAAGGAGGCAAAGACUGCUGCUGGGUUCUAACUCACAAAGAUGACCACGACAUUGACGAAUCGUGGUCCUUCCCGGGAAAGAUUGAAGAAGUGCUUGAGGUUCUUAAAGACUGGGAUCCCGUCUGCAGAGCCAUUGUCGAGAAAACGCCAUCAUUGGUCGAUUGGAAGCUCGUCUACCGCGACCCUCUACCAACUUGGAUCAGCAAGCACGGCAGGAUUUCUUUGCUUGGUGAUUCUGCUCACCCAUUUCUCCCAACUAGCGCCCAGGGAGCGACCCAGGCCAUGGAGGACGGAGUGUCAAUUGCUGUAUGCUUGAAACGCGCGGGGAAAUCUCAGAUUCCUGCUGCGCUUAGGACACACCAAGAAGUCCGGUAUGAUCGUGUGAGAGCAGUACAAAAGACUGGAGAAACAACUCGAGACCUGUGGCAUAGCACAGACUGGUCCAAGGUGAAGGAGAACCCUGAAAGCAUCGGGUUUCCAAGAGAAGAUUGGAUCCAUAAAUUCGACGGUGAAAAAUAUGCCGAGGAAAUGUUCGAGGGCAUUUUCAAAUCAUAUGUCGAACCUGUUGAACACAAGACCGAAAAUGCGUUGCUUUCGUCCGAGGUCAGCCGUACAGCAGCAGUUCCUUAG
This is a messenger RNA of Ilyonectria robusta, 1326 nucleotides long. RefSeq lists its product as uncharacterized. Gene Ontology annotation, biological process: secondary metabolite biosynthetic process. The record is from RefSeq and is a predicted model, not a curated record. Gene Ontology annotation, molecular function: monooxygenase activity; FAD binding. The transcript is spliced from 4 exons. Bases 1 to 1326 code for a protein of 441 amino acids. Lineage: Eukaryota; Fungi; Ascomycota; Sordariomycetes; Hypocreales; Nectriaceae.